Rhipicephalus microplus (southern cattle tick) is the source of this 4358-nucleotide messenger RNA. RefSeq names its product Sterol regulatory element binding protein (gene SREBP). Gene Ontology annotation, molecular function: RNA polymerase II cis-regulatory region sequence-specific DNA binding; protein dimerization activity; DNA-binding transcription factor activity, RNA polymerase II-specific. Gene Ontology annotation, cellular component: nucleus. The record is from RefSeq and is a predicted model, not a curated record. Lineage: Eukaryota; Metazoa; Arthropoda; Arachnida; Ixodida; Ixodidae. Gene Ontology annotation, biological process: regulation of transcription by RNA polymerase II.
GGCGUGUUUUCCGAUUGGCCAAGAUCUCGUGGUCUCAUGUCGGGUGCAUCAGCGAGCCUUCGGAAACCCUGACAUGUAUCUUAAAAACUUCCCGAUAAAUAAGUUAAUUGCUUUCAAGAAACCCUCUUACAGUGCGGGAUCAUCAAGUAAACGAUGCGAUGGAUCCCACAUCCACUUCAGAUAUCGAUGAUAUGUUUAACCUGAUGCCCGAUUCCCUGAUUGGGUCAUCGGAGCUUUUCGACAAUGAACUCCUGGGCCUGCCCGUGCUGCCAGACGAUCCGGCACUUAUGGGUAUCAAAGAGGAGGACUUGGACCUCGAGUUCUUUGAAGGGGAGUCCUCCCUGGUCGAUGGACUGGUGACCAACCCGAGCUCGUACCUGACGACAAGUGAUCCAAUGGUGCCUGCCACUAUUCUCCAAGUGGCAGCGCCUGUCCAGGAGCCACCAAAGCGUACACUGGUUGUGCAGCCCCAGAAGGUGUGCAUCCCAGCAGCGGCAGUAGCGAGCAAUGCUGCACCUGCCACUGCUGCGACAGCCAGCGCCCCCCGACAACAGCCGCAGAAAGUUACAUUGGUGCGGCCCUUCUCGCAACAGGCGGUGGCUCCGCGAGUGGCCACGCUGCAGCCAAACCCGAUGCCAUCAGUCGCGGAGCUGCUCGCUGCACUGAAGGAACAGCAGACACAGCAACAGCAGCGCAUCAGCCGCCUCUCCCAGCUGCCCACGCAAAAGGUGCAGCAGAUGCUGUUGCAGCAGUUGGUGAAGGAUAACAGCUGUGCCACCAAUGCAACUGGCAGCAUCCUUGCCUACACACCGUUGUCACCCACGCCUGUGGUUGCAACCAGUCCUCAAGGAGCUCCCCUGUUGGCUGCCACAUCAGCUGCUGGGAUUCCCCUCGUCUUGGAAGCUGACAAGUUGAGCAGGGUGGUGACAGUGAAGCCUCCAAACAAGGGAGAAAAACGCAAUGCCCACAACGCGAUUGAGCGCCGCUACAGAAGCAGCAUCAACGACAAGAUUGUGGAGCUGAAGAACAUGGUGGUUGGGCCCGAAGCCAAGUUAAACAAGUCAGCUGUACUGAGGAAGGCCAUAGACUAUUUGCGCUUCCUACAGAAUGCUAACGCCAAGCUCAAGCAGGAAAACAUUAUGCUCAAGCUGGCUGUCCAACAGACGGGUGCGAAUGUGUCUGAUAUACUGCUGGACCAGAAAAGCCUCAUGGCCGAAGCAAGCCAAGAGGCUGUGCUCACUCCACCUUCGUCGGACAUGAGCUCGCCCGAUCACGCCAUGGAGGACACGAGCAGCUCGGAGCCACCCUCACCGCCUCAGAGUCCCUCGGAAACCAAGUUCCCGAGCCCUCUGCGUGGUGCCAUGAUGCACACCUCCCGUAUGGCUCUGUGCAUCUUCACGUUUGCUUUUUUCGCAUUGAAUCCCUUUGGCUGGCUGCUGGCGGGCCCGUCAGGCGACACUUACACACUGGCCUCUUCACACGCUGCUGGACGGACCAUCCUGUCAGCGGAAGGUGAUGGUGGAACCUCUUGGCUCGGUGUAUCUCCAUUGUCUCUCUUGGGUUGGUUCCUAAAUAUGCUGGUGACUGUGGCUUGCCUUUGGCGUCUCCUGCUGUAUGGAGAUGGCCUGUCUCAAUCGCACGGCAAAGCCAACGCAGCCUUUUGGAGGCAUCGCAAACAGGCUGAUGCAGAUCUCUCCCAGGGUCGACCAGAGCAAGCCGCUGAGCAGCUGACUGCCUGCCUGGGGGCUCUGGGUCAGCCACUUGCUGGUGGAAGCCUGCCAGAGGCCCUGUGCGCCGUGGGUUGGCAGGUGCUGCGGCAGCUGCUGCAGUCGGCUCGCGUGGGACUCUGGCUGGAGCGCCAAGCGAUGGGUGGCUGGAAACUGGACAAGGCGCAGCGAGCACGAACAGCGGCUCAACUGGCUCUUGCACACCACCAGCUCAGCGAGCUGCACCUUCUCGGUCACGUGACAGCUUGGGGACGCUGGCAAGGUGUGGCACAUGCUCUGGCAUCGGUGAACUGGGCUCAGGUUGCCGGUGCAGAAAUGCUUGGCCGCCGUCUUCUCUGCCACAUCUACUUGGGAGCCGCCUUGCGUCUUCUCGACUGCUGCCAUGUGCGCCUCCUCUUCGCACCUAGGCUUCUACUGUUCCGUGCCCGGCGUGUGUGGUCGUCGCCAAAUGCAGUGCCUGCUGAACUGAAGUGGGUCUUUCAAGAAAAUGGUCGCAGCUUCCUCCUCAGUCGAGAGUGGAUUCCGCUGCAAGGCCCCUCGGAGGAUGCACUCACUCGGAGAGGAGACUGCUGCUCACUACUUGCUGCAGUUUCUCAGCUGUACCGGGAACACCUCUUGCACAGGGCCGUUGCUGCACUUGCCUCAUCAGGCAGACCAAGUCGAGGUGGCCUUGAUGCCCUGCAGCUGGUGGAACUGCUGGAAGGUGCGAGCUGCAGCUCCAGCAUGACCGGCGACAGCCUGACCGGUGUGGAACACGACGAGGCUGCCCUCUGGUGGGCUGCAGUGCUGCGUGUCGCAUUGUUGUGGGUGCGUGGAGAGCCCGCCCAGCAGGAAUGCGCCCAGGCCGAGGCUGCCCUGCGCAAUCUGCACUGGGAUCAGACUCAGGAUCCAUUGCCAUGGGCGGUGGCGUCUGCAAUGAUGGCUCGUAAGGGACUCUUGGCAGCUCAACAGCCCUCAUCACGCGACACUCUCAAUGCUUGCAAUCGGGCUAGUGCACGAUUGUGGGAUUGUGCUGGCCAUCCGAAGCACCUUGCCAAUGCCACUUCACAGGUGCUGCUCACCGCAAGCUGUGAGUGGCUGUUGCAAACCCGAGCUGAACUGUGGGAGCGCACGGGCAAGGCCCCUGCAUCUGGACCCCACAUUGACGGCUUUCAUCGGGAUCUGGCACUGUUCCGACGGCUGGCCCAGAACUCUCCCAACCUGCAGCUAAAGCUGCACCUGUACGAAGCCACUCAGCGUGUCGUCGCUGGUGCGAACCCUGUGAAGACUCAGCUGGGAUUGGAUCGGUGUCUGAGGAGGCGUCUUUCGCACUACCCCUCUGUCGUCUGUGCCAAGGGGAGCACUGAGAACGAACCGAGGAAAGAAGAGGCCGAUGCUUUGCUUCUGUCCUGCAAGCACUUAGGGUCUCUUGCGAGCAGGGAUCAGAAGGACGGCAUGCUCGCAGAGGCCGCUAGUAUUCUGGGAGCCCUGGGACACCGACGCGCCCUGCACCAAUGCCAGAGACUCAUGGUUGCCCCCACAGUCGCCUCGGCUGCUUGCUGAGUUGUGCUACUCUUGUCAGCAGAGUUUUAUUAAAUCUGUACAUAGCUAUAUUUGAGAAGCGGUGUGAUGCAGUGCUCUCAUGUGAUUGUACUUGCUUUUAAGCUAUUUUAUUAGUCGCAGCGAAGUUCUGCUGCUUGUUGUGUACAUUUGUCAGAUAAGUGAGGCACAUCAUUCUUUGCCUGUAUUUAAUUUUUCGAGAAAUAAAUCUGAAAUACUGCAAAGCAGUAGAAGCCCUUUCAUCUUGCAUCGCUUACAUGGUGCAAAGCCCCGUUUAUUAUCUCGCACCCAUUGCAACUUACAUUUCACUAGCCACAGCUUUUGUUUAAGGUGUUUGUCUGAUAUGUAGUGUUCACCAUCUUAUUCAACUUAUAUGUUCAUACUUUGCAUUGUUGCAACAUGCAUGUUAUGAAAUAUUGUAUAUUUAAUUUACUUGUGAUGUGUUGAAAAGAGAAAUAUAUACAUAAUUGCUGAAGGAUUGCCUCUUACAGGAUAGAAGUUCAGGUUAGUGACUCAGCAGUGCAGACCUCAUUUUUUAUUGUUAUUACUAUUAUUGCAAGACCUCCCUUGUAAUAGUCUUAAUCCGGUCUGAGAGAGUACUUGAAGACAUGUGACCUGGUGACAAUGAGAAAGUGAUGUUGAACCUAAUUCAGUCUAAGGGAGUACUUGAUGGCAUUUGACCUAGUGACAACGAAAAAGCGAUGUUGAGCCUGUGGGCUCUUUUCAGUGCUUUUGUUGAUGUGCUCGAUGAUUCUUUAAAAAAUCAAGUAAUCUUACUUUCAUUGGAAACAUUUCAUUUUAUCAGCAAUAAAUUUUCAAGUGCUGGUACCUCAGUCUGCUUCUCUCCUCACUUUUGUUGAAGUAAGUAUGCUAUGUCUACAUAGGCUGUGUAUCCCUCGUUAUUGUUUCCCAGAUAAAUGAGCUUGUUGCAUUUUUCGGUUGCCUUUGAUUUAAAGAAGAAGGUUCUGAAAUGAGGUGCUGCAUGUUUCUUAUUUCACUAAAGCCCGAUGCUUGAAAAUUGAUGACUAUCGAGAAUGUAAGGGAAUUGAAGAUGAAAAAUAAAGUUUUUUUUUCUGUGAAGAACACAGUAAA